UUUGUCUUGUAUUUUGCAAUGUCAAAGGUCGAUAUGUUACAAACUACAGGAUGGGAUCUAGUGCGAUUACUGUCUCCAUAUGUCGCUGGCACGAGUGGGAGUGAGGAAUUGUCACUUGGAAUUCGGUCUAUCACACUGCGAAUCAUGGAUUCCAUUGCGCGUCAUGCAAAUCCUCGAGAGCUUUAUCUCAUGAUACUUCAGACAAUGAGCAGUAUAAGCUGGGACGUCGACCUGGAUAAUUUGGACAGUGCAGUGGAAGGAACUGUGCUUUUUGCUGUUCUAAACAAGAUGCUAUCAGUCGUAAUGGCAAGGAUCAAAGCAAAGCAAUUGGUUCGAUUCAUGGUCACCCCAAUCAAGGCACAAUGGCCAGUUCUGACAUUUAUACAGGGUUUACUACAAGCUGGGUACGGCGAUGAGACCUUAGGAAGUAACAAGGAUAUAGCGAAUACCAAAAAAUCAUGGAAAGAAGUACUUAAGGUUCUAGUUGAUGUGAUCUAUGAUUUUUGCGACGCUUGCGUAGGGAUGCUAUCAAGUGGUGACAUUCUGUCUGCAUCAGACAGCGAGCUUAAAACAGAACCACAGCAACGUCGGUACAUUGUCUGUUAUCACAUCCUCAACGUGUUUGAUCACAUCCUGUUUGUCCUACCGUCCAAUUUCGCAAGGUCAUAUUAUAUGACAAGACACAAGAAGUACAACGUUGAUUCGGUGAGGCCAGGUGCUGACAAACAAUCCAGCAUAGAAAUUGCCGAUUCAUUUGGCAAGGAUAUCAUCAAAAGGAGCAUGUCUAUUGUCGCAAAGUCAAAAUUUCAGAUGAAAGAAAUUGUUACAGUAAUAGCCUUCAACCACAACGAGACAUUUACAUGCGACGAUGAGGAAUCAGAAGAUGAUGAUGACACAGUGCGUGCUUCUAAUCUCCCUUGGCCAAUAGAUGGUGUUGUUGCCAUACUCGCGACCGAAGUUGCAGUAGGAAAUGAUGAGGCAUUAUCUAAAGCAACAGACAUUAUGCCAUUAGGCUAUAGCCAACUUUCAUUGGAGGAUUUACUUGAUGACUUUGGAGCAUAUGUAGUAGACUCUUUAAACAGAAAUCGAGGGUCGCUAUCAUAUCGUUUGGACAAAUGCCUGGUUAUCUUGCAUGAUAUGUUGCAGCGGCGUGGCGAAGAUAAGCUGACAUUGGACGAUAUGCAGCGGACGUUUGGCAAUCUUUCUGGUCGACAAGCCUUGGAAAUAUCCGCAGAAGAAUGCACAUGGAUCGGCCUUUUCCAGGUAAUGUUGUAGACACUGCCGUCGCAUUCCAAAUAUCGUAAAACUUACUCGACGUGUCAUACUAGUCCGUUGCAUAUAUAGCGGCCACUUCACCAGAGCCAACAUAUCGCUUCUUGUGCCAUCAAUUUCUAGCUAGACUGAUCGAACUCAGCACAGAUGAGGCGAGCGUGUAUCUUUUGAUAGAGAU
This is a messenger RNA of Umbelopsis ramanniana AG, 1450 nucleotides long. RefSeq lists its product as uncharacterized. The transcript has 6 exons. The coding region runs from base 19 to 1275 and encodes 418 amino acids. The record is from RefSeq and is a predicted model, not a curated record. Lineage: Eukaryota; Fungi; Mucoromycota; Umbelopsidomycetes; Umbelopsidales; Umbelopsidaceae.